ACGAAGUCAAUCAAGUGACAGCCGUAAGAAGAUUUCAACUAGUAGAAAAUAGUGAAGUAAGACUGAACAUUGGUGAAGAACCAUUAAGAAAUAAAAACGAACAAGACAAAUCACGUGUUCAAGUAUCACCUGAAUCCAAAGAUCAGCUGAAAUUAUUCAAAUCAGUUGCGUUACGAAAACUGACAUUAGAGAACGUGGAUUUACUCAACUUUGG
Messenger RNA from Dentiscutata heterogama, 214 nucleotides. Lineage: Eukaryota; Fungi; Glomeromycota; Glomeromycetes; Diversisporales; Gigasporaceae. The record is from the annotation of a GenBank genome assembly.